UCCCGCCCAGUCCGCCAUAUUAUUCGUGUUGUCGUUUGUUUACCCUUUAUAAUUUCCGUUCGUCAGUUGACGUAAACCGUUUAAUUUUUGUUUUCCAUUCGUUAUUUUGUGUCAAUUGAUUUAACCGAUUACACGUAGUUUUGUGAUUUUUAUUCCGCUUCCAAUGCUGUGUUCGACCAUGCGUUUUGUUGUCGUAAAGCCCGACCGUGUGUCCGCCUAAGCACCAAGAUCGAAAAGAAACGUACCGUUAUCACCGACUUGGGGAUUUCAUUGACAAUUAUUGUUUAAUGGUUUUUUAGGUAUUCUACCGCGCCAAUCGUCGUCCAUUCAUCAUGUUCUAUUCACACUUCUCGUUGUCCAAGAAAGGGCCGCUUGCCCGUAUUUGGUUGGCUGCCCAUUGGGACAAAAAGUUAACUAAAGCACAAGUAUUUGAAACCAAUAUUGAAACUUCUGUUGAUGGAAUAUUACAGCCAAAAGUGAAAAUGGCUCUUCGAACCUCGGGUCAUCUUUUAUUGGGUGUGGUUCGAAUCUAUUCGCGCAAGGCUAAAUAUUUGUUGGCAGAUUGUAAUGAAGCAUUUGUUAAGAUUAAAAUGGCUUUCCGGCCUGGUAUGGUUGAUUUGCCUGAGGAUAAUCAUAUUGCAGCCGCCAAUGCUAUUACACUUCCAGAAGUAUUUCAUGAUUUUGAUACAGCCAUGCCUGACUUGAAUGAUGUUGAUAUUGAAGCUCAAUUCACUCUUAAUCAAUCAAGAGCUGAGGAAAUUACUUUGCACGAAGAUUAUAAUAUUAGCUCUAUGGUUUCUAAAAAUUCUGGUUUUGAUCAAGGAUUUGGAUUCUCGGAGGUUGAAAAUUCUGAUAUACUUCGUCAUGGGAUUGAACAUUCUCUAUUAUUCAGUGAAGGUGUUGACCAUUUAAUGAACCGUGACAAAGAACCUAUACCUUCUACAUCUGCUGGGUCUGGAAUGUUAAGUCAAAAUAGUUUAGGAAUCGAUGCUCCAAUUAGAGAUGAUGGGUUUGGAGGAAAUAUUGGUCAAGUAAUUCCAGAUAACUUUUUUCAAGCUGGCGGCUUAUUUGAUGAUGUGCCUGCUGCUCCUAUGGAAGUGAAUGAUGGUCAAGGCCCUCCUAGUCCACCACCAUUUAAUACGCCUAUUCGAAAUGAUGAUGAUGACGAUGAUUUUAUGCCUCCUAGUCCAGGAAGACACAGUUCUGAUGGUUCAAGACCAGCCUCACCUGUUAAUUUACCAUUCCCUAAUGCAGGUGCAUUAGGUCUUAUACCAUCACCAACCCAUGAUCAAACAUUGAUGCCACCACCAGAUAUUGAUAUGAAUGAUAUGCAUGAUAUACAAGCGUCUGAAGAACCUGAGCCAUUAAAUGAACAGAAUAUAGAUGCUUCUGUAGAUCAAACUACAUUAGUACAAAAUGAUGAAGAAAGUUUUGCUUUAGGACCAGUUGAUGCUAGUGUAUUAAGAGGCUUGCCAAAGACAAAGAGAAAGCGAAAACUUAUUGUAGAUGAAGUGAAAAAUAUUUCUGGAGAAGAAAUGAAAGCGCAAUUAAGUGACACAACAGAUAUUGUAAUAACAUUAGAUUUAGCUCCACCAACCAAAAGACUAAUGCAUUGGAAAGAAACAGGUGGUGUAGAAAAGUUAUUUGCUCUACCAGGAAAAAAUAUACCUGCUAUACCAUUAGCUAAAAAUUACCAAAGACACUUAACAGCAAAGACUUUAACUAAUGAAGAGGUUGAAGGUGAAGGUGGUGCUGAAGGAGAUGAAGAAAAUGUAUUACCUGCUUUAGCUGGUCCAGUUCCUGCUCGUCGUGGUCGUAAAAGAAAAACACCCUUAGAUGAUGAUAAUCAAAGACUCGCCAAAAAAGAUGCUUUACCUGCUUUACCAGAAGUACCUCCUCAAGUUGAAUCAAUGGAAGUUGAAACUCCUGCACCUUUGUCAGUAGCACCUCCUACUCCAGCCAUUCCUGAAGAAACUGAAAAUAUUGAAAUGAAUCAACAACAGCCUGUUGAACAAUUACCAUUUAUAACAUCACCAAUAAAUGAUGGACAAAUGUUACCACCUGGAACUCCAGCACACAAGUCUAAUGAACCAAUUAGUAAUGAAGAUCCGAAUGUAAAUGCAUUUGAUGAUCUACAAGCCCCUCCAUCAGUUGAUACUUCAGUUGUAAACAAUCAAUCAAUGCAACCAGAACUACAAAAUAUGGGAUACGACAAUCAUAUAAAUCAAUCAACUGAUUUUAAUCCAGUUAUUAUGGAUAAUAUGGGAUAUGAUGGUCAUCAUAAUGCUCCUGUUACACCAGGUUUACCAUCACCAAGAGGUGGUGCAACACCUUGGCGUGAUCCAGAUUAUGAUUACCCUGCAUCUGUUGGACCUGUGGAGGAGCAACAGGCCCCACAUGAAACUAAUGAACAAUAUGAAGAACGAGUAAUGAACAAAAGGGCUAAUCAGUUGUAUCAUACAAUUAAAACGAGAUUUGCUCAAAAAGAUACUCUUGUUUUUGAUGAUCUUACUUACAGAAAUCGAAGAAAAGAGGCAGCCCAAAAGUUUUAUUCUGUUCUGGUAUUAAAGAAGUAUAAAGUCUUAGAGCUUAUACAACCAGCACCAUAUGACCCCAUUGAGCUGAUAAAAGGUCCUUGCUUCACUGAUCCAAAACUGUAAACAUAUUGUCUACGAAGCAUAACAAUAUUUGUAAAAUAGUAUUUUGUUCAAAAUAUAUUUGCUGAGUACAACA
Messenger RNA from Sipha flava (yellow sugarcane aphid), 2733 nucleotides. It is a transcript of the gene vtd, whose product is annotated as double-strand-break repair protein rad21 homolog. Lineage: Eukaryota; Metazoa; Arthropoda; Insecta; Hemiptera; Aphididae. Gene Ontology annotation, biological process: synaptonemal complex assembly; mitotic sister chromatid cohesion; replication-born double-strand break repair via sister chromatid exchange. The transcript has 10 exons. The coding region runs from base 333 to 2660 and encodes 775 amino acids. The record is from RefSeq and is a predicted model, not a curated record. Gene Ontology annotation, cellular component: cohesin complex; synaptonemal complex. Gene Ontology annotation, molecular function: protein binding; chromatin binding.